GAAGAAAACAUGAUUAUACUAGUACUUUCUUUGUCUUUUAUUUAUAUAAUUUCAUAAUACAAGUAUCGGGUAAGUAACAUAGAAUAAAAGUGAAUAAUUCCGAAGAAAAAUAUAAUGCAUUAAAAUGUAUUCCCGUUGGUAACGAGCAAACACUCCAAGCAGAUGAUUGUCCUCCUUGUUGUUUGUGUUUUUUUUCGUAUUUUCCUUACAGGCGCUGCCGAUACAAAGGCCUGACGCAGAAGUAAUUCCUGCGUCACCUGUAACAUCAAGAUCAAGAUCAAGACACAAGCUCUUCAAUACAAAGGCCUGACUCGUAAGAAAUUCUGCGUCACCUGUAGCAUCAAGAUCAAAGAGGUUCCCACGUUUUCCAGCCAGCAGUGUACGAGUAUUUCGCCUUUUCUAGCCAUCACUUAUCCACCAACUGUAUCAGUACCACAGUUGAAGAACUUGUUUCUUGGUGCCAGUGGAAAGUGGAAACGCGUCACGCGGGUGCGUUCCUUACCGCCAUUGGCAUUGAGGCAUCAUCAGCACUUGUGAAAGAUGGAGGAAGAUUCCACAAAGAAACGCACUCUGGGUGGCAGAGGAGCACUGAUAAUGAAAGCUCUGGAAAACAAGGCUAGGCAACCUCAGCAAGCCACUUCCAGUGAACCUCCACAAGCAGUUGUUCCUCCAUUACAGAGUGGAGCAAGAGGUGUUGGUGGAGAGGCAGCUGCUUUAUCCCCACCCAACCAAGGGGAUGGUGCACCUAAGCCUCAAACUUUAAGCCGGGGAGCACUUCUUAGUCAGAUACUUCAGAAGCGAGCCAGCUUUAGAGGGUCUCCAAAUUCAUCAGCUGAUGAGAUGAACAUCAAACCUGGCAUUGCACAAGGCAGCACUGCUUUGCUUACAGCAGAGAUGGUUGGAUCUGUCACUACCCAGCCAGGAGCUCUUCCUCUGCAAAGCAGCAGUGCAGCCAUGAACCCUCCACUCUGCAAAGAUGAAGUAGCUGCAGCAGCAGAGAGUAUUCAGCUUUUAAGUGUGUCAGAAACUGAACAAGAUCCAAUAAAACAGCAUGGGACCACAGGAACAAAGUUCUCUGGAACAGGAAAUUGGAUUCGUCUGUCUCAAAAAGAAGACAAAGCAGUUUUUCAGUACGAGGUUAAAUUUGAACCUCAGGUUGAUGCUCUGAAUAUUCGUUUUGGUCUUCUUAACACUUUCAAAGAACAGUUGGGUUCUGCAAAAACUUUUGAUGGAAAUAUGUUAUGGCUUCCCAUAAGAUUGCCUAAAGAGAUUGUAUUGUUUGAGACAACAAACCCACAAACAAAUGGGAAAGUCACUUUAAAGAUAAUUUAUAAGAAGAAAGUGAAGAUGGAUGAGUGCAUUCAGUUCUACAAUGUGCUUUUUAAUCGCAUCAUGAGAAAGUUGAAGAUGACAAAGAUUGGAAAUAACUAUUACUCACCAGGAGGCUCAGUUCUAGUCCCACAACACAAGUUGGAAAUCUGGCCAGGAUAUGUUACUUCAGUGAGCCACCAGGAGGAUGGUCUAAUGAUUUGUGUUGAUGUGUCGCAUAGAAUUCUCCGCACAGAAACAUGCUAUGAAGUCAUGAGUGCAUUAUGCCAGAAACAUCGAGGGAAUUUCAAGGAUGCAAUCACUAGCACCUUGAUUGGAUGUGUUGUCCUCACACGCUACAACAACAGGACAUACCACAUUGAUGAUGUUCUCUUUGACCAAAAUCCUACAUCUUCUUUCACAAACUAUGAAGGCAAAGAGGUGAAGUAUGUGGACUACUAUCAAGAUACAUAUGGUAUAAAGAUCAAAGAUCUAAAGCAGCCUCUACUGUGCCACAAAGUUAGGAAGAAAGAGCUGAAAGAUCAAAGCUACUCUAAGAGCCUGUGUUUGAUACCCGAGCUGUGCAAUAUGACGGGAUUGACUGAUGCCUUGAAGGCUGACUUCCACGUGAUGAAAGACGUUGCUCAACACACUCGCAUCACACCUAAUGUUCGUCAUGCUUCUUUGAGGAGCUUCAUAAAAAAUGUGAAUGAGAAUGAAGAAGCUCAUAAAAUCCUUGCUGACUGGGGACUUUCCCUACAGGACAAUAGUCUUCCCUUUGAGGGUCGCAUAUGUGCCCCAGAGACCAUUAUCUUUGGGAGUCAGGAAGUAGCAGGCUCACAGCUUGCUGACUGGGGCCGGGAGUCAUCCAGGGAGAAAGUCAUAAUGCCUGUGGAUCUGAUGCCUCGGCGCUGGCUAGUCAUCUUCAGUCCACGUGACCAGGAAUGUGCCCGAAAUUUCUGCAAUAUGAUGAGAACAGUUGGCCGAAGCAUUGGCAUUCAGGUCGGAGAGCCAUUGAUGGUGCAACUACAUGAUGACAGGACAGAGAGCUAUGUUGUAACUCUGAAACAGCAGUAUCACAGUCAGUUACAGCUGGCAGUCUUGAUCUUCCCAACACAACGUGAGGAUCGCUACUCUGCAGUGAAACGUGUUGCUUGUGGAGAUAUGGGCCUCCCAACUCAGUGCAUCGUGUCUCGCACAAUUAAUCAAGAAAAGAAAUUGCGAGCAGUAACUCAAAAGAUAGUGCUGCAAAUCAACUGUAAACUUGGUGGAGAGUUGUGGGCCCUUAAGAUUCCUCUGAAUGGUCUAAUGGUUUGUGGUGUGGAUGUUUACCAUGACAGCUGCCAGCGAGGUUCUUCUGUGGUGGGGUUUGUAGCCUCGAUGAACCAGACUCUCACCAAAUGGUAUUCAAAUGUUAGUUUUCAGCAUACUGGUGAUGAGAUCGUGCAUAAACUCAAAAUACACCUGCUGGAAUCAUUACGGCAUUAUCAUAAAAUCCAUCAUGCCUUGCCUCGCUCCAUCAUUUUGUACCGUGAUGGUGUUAGUGAAGGGCAACUGAAAAUAGUAGAGGGGCAUGAGAUACCUCAGUUGACCACAGUCUUCAUGCAUUUUGACUCUUAUAAUCCCAAGCUGUCCUAUGUUGUGGUUCAGAAGAGACUAAACACAAGGAUCUUCACUGUCUCCAGAGGUCUUAACAACCCUCCUCCUGGCUCCAUUGUGGACAACACCAUUACUAGUCAUCAUUGGUAUGAUUUCUUCCUUGUAUCACAGCAUGUGAGGCAGGGAACUGUUUCACCAACACACUAUAUUGUUGUGCAAGAUGGAAGCAAUUUGAAAGUAGACCACAUGCAGAGACUUGCCUAUAAAAUGACUCAUCUUUACUAUAACUGGCCUGGUACUGUUCGAGUUCCUGCUCCUUGUUUGUAUGCCCACAAGUUGGCUUAUCUUAUUGGCCAGAAUGUAAAGAAGGACCCUGCUGUUGGGCUGUGUGACAAACUCUUCUAUUUGUAAGGUGGUUCUUCCUGUGAACAUAGGCUUGUAUUUCAGUAUGUAUAUGAUAGUCCAUAGGUGAAAUGAAUUCACUUUAAAUAUUCUGAUGUAUAUCUGCACUUAUAUCUGUAAGCAGAGAUAUGUUACUUUUAGUUUUUUAGUGGGCAGAUAAAUACAUUAUAAUUGUAAUGAUUUGUUAGUUUAUUAAUUUUGUUAUUAUUAUUAUUAUUACUACUAUUAUUAUUAUUAUUAUUAUUAUUAUUAUUGUUGUUGUUGUAAUUAUUAUUAUUAUUAUUAUUAUUUAUUAUUAUUUAUUAUAUAUAUAUCUUUAGCUAAUUGAUUUUGGGGAGAGGAAUUGUUUGCUGCCCAUGGAUGAAAGCCAUACUUGAGGACUUGAGUGGUUUUAUUUCUUUGAUGAAUGUUUUGUAAGCUUUGCAAAACUGAAGGAACAGCAUUUUUUAUUUCUUAUGUAUUCCACACCAAUAGAUCUUUUUGUCAUUAGUUCAUUGAUUGUCUUAGUAAAGAAGUCUUGGUAUUGGCAUUGGUUUAUGAUGUUUGUGUGGCAUUGGUUCAUGAUGUUUGUAUGGUAAUGACAGUUAGGUCUUUAAAUAUUUGUGGUCUUAAGUUCCAUAAUAAUCACCCAAGAGUCUGGUA
Molecule: messenger RNA, 3951 nt
Organism: Portunus trituberculatus (swimming crab)
Lineage: Eukaryota; Metazoa; Arthropoda; Malacostraca; Decapoda; Portunidae
Product: piwi-like protein Ago3
Exons: 19
Coding region: 541-3318 (925 amino acids)
Biological process (GO): regulatory ncRNA-mediated gene silencing
Cellular component (GO): P granule
Molecular function (GO): piRNA binding; protein binding
Source: RefSeq, a predicted model, not a curated record